UUGUUGACUCAAUAAUUGAAUACUUGAGAAGUUUUGCCUAAUUGUAUCCAUGCAGCCACCAAUGGCGGUCAUGCACCCCUCUGCGGGAAGUGGGGCUCCAAUGAUGUCUCACCACCCGCACCACGUGUCUGUGAAUCCAUACCACCACGUAGGCAAUCCCAAUAGGGCGCCAUUGGCUAGAGGGUUGGCUGCUCCCGGACACCCCCACAUGGCAGUGACCGGUCCCUAUCACCAUAUGCCACCCCAAAUGCACCAUCACCCGACUGCUGGAGGGAAGGGUUCCAGAGGGUCUUCGGGAAUGUCGCAGCACCACCAGUCAUCAAGCGGAUCGCAUCAUCCAUCCUCAGUCGCUGGCGGAGGAGGCGGAUCAUCCUCGGCUAUUAGUGCGGCCAGCCAGGCCAUGAUGAUGGCUGGUGGAGGUAUGGCCCACCUGGCCGGUGCUGGAGGGUCGGCCGUGUUAAGUGGAAGUGAGUUGAAACCACCCAAAAAGCCAGAGAAGCCGCAGUCGGCCUACAUGCGCUACAACAAGAGCAUCCACGAGAAGAUCAAAGCAGACAAUCCACAGUUGAAAAUGUGGGAUGUUGCCAAGAUCAUUGGUCAGAUGUGGAGGGAGUUGCCAGACAACGAGAGACAGGUGCUGAACGAGGAGUAUGAGAUAGACAAGGCACGAUACAACGAGGAGUUGAAAGCGUACUAUAAUUCGCCUGCAUAUCAGACGUACUUGCAGCUGAAGAACAGAGAGAAACAGCUGCAGGAACAGCACAAUGCCUCUCAGUCAGCCGACUCCAGGUCACUGUUGAACGAAUCCAAAAUGACCAUCACUCCUGCUAUCGAUGACGAGGAUUUGGAUGAAGACGGGUUUGGACUGAAGCACUUGGCAGCUGCUCGCUACAGGAGGAACAACAGACUCAUCCUCGAUGUGUUCAGUGACUUCCACGUCAACCCCAGAGACACCAGCCAGACCAUAGUGACAGUGGACCGACUGAAGGCACUGCAGAGCCAAGUGGACUCCCUCAUUGAACACGAAAACGAACGGAUUGACGAGCUAGUGGAGAUGGAGAAGAAGCACGAGGAGAGAAAGCGGAAGAUGGAGGAGAGCAGAGAGAAGUUCGAAGCGGAGUGGGACAGACUGAGUGCGAAGAGGUUCAACUGGAUGACAACCACUGAGGCCGAACUGAAGGAGAUCAAGGCAUGGUUCAAACAGACCUACGGGAUGGAUACUGGUAGCACUACUAGUGCUGACACCACUGAAGACACCAGUGCUUCCAAUGAGGAAAAAGGGGAAGCAGCAGAAGACGAACAACAGCAAUGUCCGCAGCAGCAACCGGAACAAACGAUGAGCGAUGAUAACAGUAAAUUAGGUGAAGAAGAUUCUCGGACAGAUGUCGAUAAUAAGAAUACUCCCCCUGAGUUGAUCAGUCAAGAAGAUCAAGCUGAUUCAAAUAGCAAUACUGCUGCUGUAGAUGCUAGUAAUACAGUUGAACAAACCCAAACCAGCAACACAGUUGAACAAACCAGCAAUACAGUUGAACAUACCAGCAAUACAGUUGAAGAUACCAGCAAUACAAGUGAACAAACCAGUAAUGCUGUUGAACAAGCCAGUAAUGUAGUUGAACGAAAUAGCAAUACAGUUGAACAGGAUAGCGCAUACGAAACACUAACUGUCUCAGACAGUCAAUCUCAUAGUGCAAUGAAAAUAGAACAACAGUGGGGUAGUGAUUGCGAGACCAAAUCAAGCGAUCAUGAUCAUGAAGUACAAGAAGAAACAUCAGAUACAAAAUCCGAAGAUGCAGUUAAAGAGGUUAAAGAGGAAAAAACACCAGCCAAAGAUGACUCGCGUCAAGAAGAAAAUACUGAGCAAUGGGCACAGCAGCACUGUGAAGCUGAAGAGCCACAAACACUGCAAGAUCCAUCUGAUCCAAUUGAAGAUACAUCAAUUGAAUCGUCAGAAUCGACUUCAGAAUUGGCAGAAUCUACGGUGACGAUAGAAGCGAACGAUUUUAGACGCGAAUCGGUAACAGAGGAAGAACCACCUGUCAUUUCAAUCUCUGAAACAAAGGAAUGUGAAGAAAAGGGAGAUGCGGCAAGUACUGGCCCUAAGACCCCAGAAAUCAUAAAUGAGAAGAGUGUUCCUCUAGAGGUAAGUUUGGCCCCGCAACAGCCAUCUGAAACUGGGGACGAGGGAACUGACGAAGGUGACUCGACUGAUGUUGCGCCUACCUCGGAAGAAGACGAAGAGCCACAGAGGCAGAGCUCAGAAGGUUCAUCGACUACCGAGCACGCCGAUGCAUGAACUCUAAAAUUGUCGCAUAUUAUGUUGUCUGAAUCUUAUUAGCCGUUGAUGGACUAGUCUUCUUGUGUUUGUAUUAGUUUCUAUGGUUUUAAUUUAUUAUCUCGAGUG
This is a messenger RNA of Symsagittifera roscoffensis, 2401 nucleotides long. Its product is annotated as SWI/SNF-related matrix-associated actin-dependent regulator of chromatin subfamily E member 1-like. The record is from RefSeq and is a predicted model, not a curated record. Lineage: Eukaryota; Metazoa; Xenacoelomorpha; Acoela; Convolutidae. The transcript is spliced from 5 exons. Gene Ontology annotation, molecular function: nucleosomal DNA binding; nuclear receptor binding. Gene Ontology annotation, biological process: negative regulation of DNA-templated transcription. The coding region runs from base 50 to 2293 and encodes 747 amino acids. Gene Ontology annotation, cellular component: SWI/SNF complex.